AUGUAUCUAUCUAUUAUCUAUUUAUCUCUUUCAUAUCUAUCACAGUCUGAUCAUAUGUCUCUUUCUCUAUCUCUCUCUUUGUCUUACAUAUCUAUCUAUCUAUCUACAGUUGGUUCAUAUCUAUCUAUCUAUCUCAUUCAUUUCUACGUAUCUAUAUAUUAUCUGUAUAUAUCUAUCUAUCUCCGUCUAUCUCCGUCUGAUCAUAUCUAUCUAUUUAUCUAUCUAUUUCAAUCUGUCCACAUCAUUCUAUCUAUCUAUCUAUCUAUCUAUCUAUCUAUCUAUCUCUUUACGCAUUUAAUGUCUUUCUUUUCUUCUUCUUUCCAUGCUUUCCAUUUUUUUCUUUCUUUCUUCUAUAAACGCAUUUCUCUUUUCUUUCUUUCUUUCUUUUUUCUUUCUUUCUUUCUUUCUUUCUUUCUUUCUUUCUUUCUUUCUUUCUCAUGCUUUCAGUCUAUUUCUUUAUUGCUUUUCUUUCUUUCUUUCCUUCCUUUCUUUCUUUUCCAUUCUUUCCUUCUUUUCCAUUCUUUCUUUCUUUCUUUCUUUCUUUCUUUCUUUCUUUCUUUCAUUCUUUCUUUCUUUCUUUCAUUCUUUCUUUCUUUCUUCUCCAUGCUUUCAAUCUGUUUCUUUCUUUGCUUUCUUUUCCAUGCUUUCCAUCUAUUUCUUUAUUGCCUUUCUUUCUUUCCUUCCUUUCUUUCUUUCUUUCUUUCUUUCUUUCUUUCUUUCUUUCUUUCUUUUCCAUUCUUUCUUUCUUUCUUUCUUUCUUUUCCAUGCUUUACAUCGAUUCCUUUCUUUCUUUCUUUCUUUCUUUCUUUCUUUCUUUCUCUGGUACAAUGA
This is a messenger RNA of Acanthosepion pharaonis, 831 nucleotides long. Lineage: Eukaryota; Metazoa; Mollusca; Cephalopoda; Sepiida; Sepiidae. The record is from the annotation of a GenBank genome assembly.